Molecule: messenger RNA, 1869 nt
Organism: Gadus macrocephalus (Pacific cod)
Lineage: Eukaryota; Metazoa; Chordata; Actinopteri; Gadiformes; Gadidae
Gene: fam174b
Product: family with sequence similarity 174 member B
Exons: 3
Coding region: 282-692 (136 amino acids)
Source: RefSeq, a predicted model, not a curated record
GGUACGAGAGGACGCGCGUCACGGAUAACACACACUCCAAAUCUGGCCCAAUCUGGCAACACUGUCAAGGAGCAGAGACAAGGAGCAUUGGGGACGGCGUCUCGAUCACACUGGAAACAGACAGAUACAUGGACUAUUGGAUGCAUUCGUUGUUUGCUGAAUUACCCUAACGCAAUGAAACAAGCCUCAAUCAUGUGACAUCGGGAUUAUGCCAAACUUCAACCAGCAACCUCCAAAAGGCUUCGCACUUUUGACAGCUGUCAUUUAUUUUUCCCAUCGUUAUGACGAAAUAUAAACUAAUCCUAACAUUUAUGUUGAUGGCGGUGUCAUGGCAUGGCACCAUCGGUGAACCACAGACUCUCUCCUCACCUGCGACGCGUUUGAACUCAACCACAUCCAUGACUGAGGAUCAGUCGAAGAUGAACUCUUCCACGGCCUCCACCGAGUCUCGUAUCUCAUCCAUACUGACCCACCUACCCACUUUGAAGGUCCUUGUUAUCCUCAUCGUCGUGGUGACAGCUGUGCUCAUCACGUGCCUGGUCAUUAAAGUAAUCAGAUCUGGAAGACGAAUUCGGAAAACACGAAAGUAUGACAUUAUAACGACGCCCGCCGAGCGAGUGGAGAUGGCGCCACUCAAUGACGAUAAUGAGGAUGAAGACGACUCAACCCUCUUUGAUGUCAAGUACAGGUGAAUGGAAGCAUUGGCGUCAACAUCAUUUUUUGUUAGAAGAAAAUCUGAAGUACUUUACAUUACACACUUUGUAUUGUAUGUUGAAAACUUGACAAUUUCCCCAAACUUCAGCAAUGUGAUUUUUAUUGAAGGUUGCUCUUCUGACAUUUUUUAUAAAGUCUUAAUAUUUGGGCUGCCAUCAUCCCAUAAUAACAAAUUUCCCGUCAGAUAUGAAUUGAAACCUACAUUUGAAUGUUUCAGACAAUGCACCACAUGUUUGGCAGGAGUUCAUUGUAAGAUUCUGUCUCAUGUACUAUCACAAACUCAUACAGAGAGACUCAAACAGAACAUGUUUUAAUUUCAGCCCUAGUUGUUAGCCUGGCCAAUUCAUUUAAGUGUACUUGACUAAAGCCAAGACCAAUAUUUGCUGAAUCAAAUGUACGAAGCAUUGUUCAUUUACAGAUGCCAUUUGUGUUUUAACAGUAUGCUGUUUACUGCCAUACUGAAGGUGGUUCUUAUGGCACAUAUAAGAACUGACUUCUCAUAUGAUAUGAGAAGUCAGUUCUUUGCUUGUACUAAGUUGCAGAUCUACUGAUUAAUGGAAAGGAAAAUAUCAUUCCAUUAGCUAGGAGUAGGCUGACUUUCACGUCAAUGAUUGCACUGAAUUAAUUCUAUAAAGUCAACCCUCUGAUAUAAUCGCUGAUAUCAGCUGCUAAGUGGGAUGGCAAAAAUGGAACUGCUUACCAAUGACUCUUCGGUCACACAGCUGAAACUCUGAGCUGAUAACUAUUCUUUGACAAUGGCUGGCCUUUGGCUUAAUUUUUUUUCUUGGUGUUUUUUAAGAUCAAGUUUCCUUUGUCUAUAAAGGAAUGUAGGCUUUCACUGACCUUCCUCAAGGACAAUUGGACAGGAUGUGUGUGUGUGUGUGUGUGUGUGUGUGUGUGUGUGUGUGUGUGUGUGUGUGUGUGUGUGUGUGUGUGUGUGUGUGUGUGUGUGUGUGUGUGUGUGUGUGUGUGUGUGUGUGGCUUUGACCUCCCACCCAGAGAAUGAAUACUGCUUUUAAUGUCUUAGGACAAUAUCUGAAGUCCUGUGUUACCUUUCUUGUAGGUGUUCCUCUGUACAAAAAUACAUAUUACAAAGCUUUAUCUGUACAUGUCUGUAAAUUCAUUGGACAUAUAUUAAAGAUUAUAUCAAUUAUC